CUGGAGUUGAGAGGUCGGGUUUGGACCCCGACAUGCUAAUCAAGUAGCUGUGUGAGGGAAGCCCGUAUGCUUUAUUUGAAUAACUUUCUGUAAUUUAUGAAUUUAAAGUAGACGACGUUGAAAUGGAGAACGACAUAUUAGACGCUCUGGCGGAUCUGUGUUACAAGGGUCCUCUGGUAGAAGAUGGUGCGCUGGAUCGGGCAGUUGCUGGGGGAGCUGCUUCUCCUGAAUUCACAAAGCUCUGUGCCUGGAUUGUCUCUGAGAUCAAGCUGUAUUGCAAACUGGAAGAGAAUGUGCAAGCCACAAACAGUCCCACUGAAGCAGAAGGCUUCCAGCUUGAGAUGAGUGGCUUGCUAGCUGAGAUGAACUGCCCUUAUUCUGUUCUUACGACUGGGGAUGUUGCAAAACGUCUUCAAAACAAGGACAAUUGUCUCUUGCUGCUUACUUACCUUAUUUCUGAGUUGGAGGCGUUAAAGAUGGUUCAUGUAAGCCAUCCAUCAAAGACAGCUGUGGUGGGGGGAGGCAGUGACGUUUUUAUUGAGCUGAAAGGAAUUUGUGUGGGCCUGGGUAUGUCUAAACCCCCCGCCAACAUUGCCAUGUUCCAAUUCUUUAGUGGAAUUGAGAAGAAGCUAAAGGAAGCCAUGUCCAAGGUUCCGGUGAAUCAUGUUGGAAAGCCUCUAAUGAAGAAACCCCUUGGACCGGUUCAUUGGGAAAAAAUUGAAGUUAUUAACCAAGCACUAGUUAAUGAAUAUGAAGUCCGGAGGAAGAUGCUGUUGAAACGACUUGAUGUAACGGUGCAGUCUUUUGGAUGGUCAGAAAGAGCAAAGACCCGUGCUGAUCAGUUGGCGAAGGUAUACCCGCCGAAACGGACUGCUCUUGCUACAAAAAGCAAUAUUUCUAUUGCUCACCUAUACGCAGCUCGGGAAGAUCUGUCCAAGAUUUUAAGAACCAGCAGCGGAAGGAUCCGUGAGAUGUCAGCCUGUGCCAUCAACAAGGUGCUGAUGGGCCGGGUGCCGGACCGAGGAGGAAGACCCAAUGAGAUUGAGCCACCUCCUCCUGAGAUGCCGCCUUGGCAAACAAGGCAGGACGGCCCGCAACAGUACGGAGGGGGAGGCGGGCAGCAGAACAGAGGCGGUGGUAGAGGGGGCUAUGAUCAGCAGUCCCAGGGAGGCCGGGGAGGGUACGACCGAGGAGGAGGUGGCCGGGGUGGCAGAGGGGGCAAAGUACAAGGGGGUUGGGGGGAUGGAGGUGGUGGCGGCUACCAAGCCAACUACCAAGGGGGCGGAUACCAAAGCAGGGGAGGUGGAGGAGGUGGGGGGUAUUCAGGUGGAGGGUUUCAGGCACCUACCUACCAGGGAAGUGGAUAUCAGGGAGGAGGAGGAGGAGGCGGGGGCAGGGGCAGGGGUGGAGACGGAGGACACCAGCAGGAUAACCGCUACCAGGACGGUGGCUACCAGGACGGUGGCUACCAGGAGAGAGGUGGCCGUGGGGGGCGUGGCGGCAGGGGCAGGGGGAACCGUGGCGGUCAAGGUGGGGGGUGGGGUGGCAGAGGAGGGCAGAACUUAAAUCGGGGAGGGCAGUUUGAGCAGUACUUCCAGCAGGGAGGCUAUCACUAUAACCAGGCAGGUUUUGGUCAAGGGAAGCAUUAUUCAAGUUGAGGUUAACCUCGUGCUCAUUGCAGCAGAGCUCACUAUAAUUGAGAUGUAGAGAGUGGGAUGAAAAAAAGCCUUAAAACUACCACAUAUUCCAGCAGUGUACACUACCGUAGAAUUGCACGUAAGGUCAGUAGUUCUGGGAGGAGUUUGUAUUAAGACUGAAGACAUUUUUUUCUUUUUUUUUGUAAUCCUGAAUAUAUGAUGACGUUUCUGAUGGCAUGGUUUACAUGAGUUGUAAGGACAUGACAGUACCUAUGCAAUAUUUUAUUUUAUUUGAACUUUUUUUUUUUUUGUUCAGGAAUUUCAACAUAAUUCAGGCUUUUGCCUCCAUAUCACAAAUACACUGAAGCUUCUUCCCCUAGUGAGAGUUGCAUAAUUUCUAUUUGUUUCUCUAUAUAAUUUGAACCCUAUGGGAAGGCGUCGCGCUUUGUCAAACAACUAACAGGUACCAGAAAAACGAUUGUGAAAUUGAUCGUCAGUGUCUCCCCAAUAUGAGCUCUGCUGUAAUUGCUUUAGGUUACAAAUUAAUAGAAUUAUGAUUUUUUUUGUUAACACAAGGAGAACAUUGCAUCUGUAGAGAACUGACAUGCCACUACUACACUUUUUUUUGUUUGUACCUUUUUAUUGUAAAGAUCUGCCCCAUUGCCGUAUACCUGUAGGGUGGUUAAAAAACAAAUUCUCAAGCAAGAAAAAUGUUAAUAUCUGAAUGCAGUCCUCCUUUACAGGAAGAUUAAUAUCUUCAGCAUUAACUGAUGUGAAAUUUACUUGAAAGGAAAUCUGUAUACUUAAAUGUGCUUUGUACAUGAGUUUCCACCACUGGCUAAAACACACGGUUGAUUUAAACUAAAAUGUACUGCCAGGCAAGGGACUGGAGAAUCCUGAAGGCCUUUCGUUCUUUCUACGGACAGCAUCCAACUGGUUAAGCUCAUGAUUUAUUUUAGUUUUUUUCUUUACUAAGCACAUGACGCUGCUUUUUGGCUAUUAUAUGUACAUAAGUUAUGUGAAGUUAUGAAAGACAAUGCUUGAAUGUGUGCUAUUGAAUGAAAGGUGAGCAAUAAAAAUAAAAAAAAAUCUGAAUUAAGUUAUUUCAUUAAUAAAAACAAAACA
Molecule: messenger RNA, 2762 nt
Organism: Polyodon spathula (Mississippi paddlefish)
Lineage: Eukaryota; Metazoa; Chordata; Actinopteri; Acipenseriformes; Polyodontidae
Product: protein FAM98A-like
Exons: 8
Coding region: 123-1658 (511 amino acids)
Cellular component (GO): tRNA-splicing ligase complex
Source: RefSeq, a predicted model, not a curated record